AUGUCUUCGUAUUUUGAAGACCAGAUUCCUUCAUCAUCUCAGUUUCUGCCCCCGCAGUCUGCACAGCCCCGACAAUCAUUGUUUGGGGGUCCCAGCAGCGAUGUUGGUCCGUUGCCAUCUUCCCGGCUAGAGCCACCACCAAGUUCAAUAUUUGGUGGUCCUAGCAGCCAGGAUGUUACAGCAGAGCCUCUUUUCGAUGCAGAGCCCAUGUCCGAGGAUGAAGGCGACGAAGAUGACGAGGAUGAUGUGGAUGUGAUCAUGCGCGAAAGGCCCUUGGCGCUUGACUACGGCUCGGAAGGAGAAAGCUUCCAGGGCAGCGACAAAUCUGUGAACGAAACAGACCCCGCUGAACAGUCUGAAGACCAAUCCAAACAGCUGCCACCUCCACCUGCCAGACCGCUGCGUCCGCGGACCUACGUGCUAGACCGAGGCCUUGACCUGCCAUCAGGGGUUAACCGUCCGAAUCGAUGGACUGGUUCUUCAUCUACAUAUCACCGCGUGACCGCGGAUGAUCGAGGAGCUUACAAUGCGAUAUUGACUAAUCGUGCGAGGGACCUUACGGCUCAUCUCUACAAUGCCCAUGUGAUUCGCCAGCGGGCGCGGCAGAAUUCCCAAGGUCUCGGCGAAGUCAACGGGCAGGGGCAGAUGCCCAGGCUUUCUAAGGGAUGGGCAGCGUGGCCCAUGCCUGCUGUGCGGGUGCCCCGGGUCGAAGAAGCUGGUCGCACGGCGCUCGAGGACCCAGAGACAUUGCGGAUGCCAUCUGAUCUUCGCCCAAGCGCAGAAUUGGAAGAGCAGCUCAUUGCGCGCAUGCUGAAGGUUUCCAAAGAACGAUUUGCGGCACGAGAGUGGGAUCUGGACGAAGUGAGGAGCAGCCAGGUGAAAAAGACGAACAAUGCGGAUAAGAUGGUUGAUGAAAAAACCAAAGACGACACGUUGGACCUUGUUGAUGAAACACCGCUUCGACCCGUAAUUCAAACUGACGAUGACAUAUCCCGACCUCAACUACGACCCCUUGCCCGGAACGUCAUCUCUGAGUUGGACCGUCUGCUGGUAGCACUGCAUCGUUCGAUGAAGGGUCGGGUGUUUGAAUACGACGGCAGCGAAUCUGCCAGCGAUACAGAUGGUACAAGGUCCCUCUCUCGAUCAAGCCUCAACAGUGCCAGUCGAAGUCGCUCGCGUGGCCGAAAGCGCGUUCGCCGACACUCUCGUCACAAACCCACCUCGAGUCGCCGCUCGCGCAGCGUGCGCAUGUCGUCCGCAGCAGACACUCAGGAUGAGAGUCUACCAAAUGCAUCUCAGUCCCGUGGCCGAUCCCAAACCUCCCGAGGGAAGCAUGACAACAUCAAGUCAAAGCUUGCCCUCCGUGACUGGAGCGAGGCAAUGGGCCUGGCCUCGAUGAUGGACCUGCCUGUAGGCGCGGUCCAGCGAGCCUCGAAGCGCUGCGCCGACCUCUUCGGCCAGGAUAUGACAUUCCGCACAUUCCCCGAGGGCCAGAUCGAGCGAGUGCCCGGUCCCGGAUAUACCAAAUAUACUGCGCCCUCCGCCGACCUUCGCGCCUGGGAGUUUUUUUACGUCGAGAAUGAGGGUGAGAAUGAGAGCGAGACUGAAGUUGCGCCGUCGAGCCAACCCCCCAAAAUCCUGCGUCGCGUCGGCUCCAAGUCUCGCCAGAAACCUCAGUCUCGUCGGCCUCGCUCGCAUCCACCACCUCCAGAAGUGCUGGUGACCCAAGCGUCUCCCGAUAGCGGACCCACUAAACAGACUGAGCCCGCGCCAUCGGGCAGAGGAAAAGGCCCGCAUCGCAAACUAGACAUCGUGUGUCCUAUCAAGUCGUGUUAUCGACAUACGCAGGGGUUCUCACGGCGGUGGAAUCUCAAUCUACAUCUCAAACGAGUUCACCCGGGAUACACUCCACGGAAAACUUCUAACGAGCGAUCCCGUAGCGAGCCUGCCACUGCCAUUGAAAUCGACUAG
Molecule: messenger RNA, 1971 nt
Organism: Penicillium alfredii
Lineage: Eukaryota; Fungi; Ascomycota; Eurotiomycetes; Eurotiales; Aspergillaceae
Exons: 1
Coding region: 1-1971 (656 amino acids)
Source: RefSeq, a predicted model, not a curated record